Molecule: messenger RNA, 2729 nt
Organism: Prosopis cineraria
Lineage: Eukaryota; Viridiplantae; Streptophyta; Magnoliopsida; Fabales; Fabaceae
Product: cation/H(+) antiporter 20-like
Biological process (GO): regulation of pH; proton transmembrane transport
Cellular component (GO): endomembrane system; membrane
Molecular function (GO): antiporter activity
Source: RefSeq, a predicted model, not a curated record
UUAAUCAAGGGAUCACUUUUCCGUGCUAUUCUGACAAGUCGUCUUCUUCUUCUUCGCCAUCUUGAGGCAGAGGUAUAACCAUGGCGUUCAACAUAACCUCCAUCAAAACGUCGUCGAAUGGAGCCUGGCAAGGCGAUAACCCCUUGGACUACGCAUUCCCACUUCUCAUCAUCCAAACUACCUUAAUCCUCCUAGUCAGCCGCUCCCUCGCCUUCCUCCUCAAGCCCCUUCGCCAGCCCAAAGUCAUCGCCGAGAUUGUCGGAGGAAUCGUACUAGGCCCCUCGGCUUUUGGAAGGAACAAAACAUACAUGCACCGUGUAUUCCCUUCAUGGAGCACUCCCAUUCUUGAAUCCGUCGCCAGCAUAGGCCUUCUCUUCUUCCUCUUUCUCGUAGGGCUCGAAUUGGACUUGAAUUCCAUCCGCCGCAGUGGUAGGAGAGCUUUUACUAUUGCAGCCGCCGGAAUUUCCCUUCCUUUUGUUUGCGGCUUCGGCGUCGCCGUCGUUCUCCGCAAAACCAUCGACGGAGCCGAUAAGGUUGGUUUCGCCCAAUUUCUCGUCUUCAUGGGAGUCGCGCUUUCCAUCACCGCAUUCCCCGUGCUCGCCCGUAUCCUAGCAGAGCUCAAGCUCCUAACCACCCGUGUCGGAGAGACUGCUAUGGCCGCCGCAGCAUUUAACGACGUCGCCGCGUGGAUCUCUGCUCUCGCCGUCGCUCUCGCGGGGGACGCCGGAAACCAGAAGAGCCCUUUGGUAUCGGUCUGGGUGUUGCUAUCGGGCCUUGGUUUUGUGAUCUUCAUGACGGUCGUGAUCCGACCUGUGAUGAAACGGGUGGCCCGGAGGUGCUCGUCGGAGCAUGAUGCCGUGGACGAAGCUUAUAUUUGCUUGACUCUGGCAGGAGUGAUGAUCUCGGGGUUCAUGACGGACCUCAUUGGGAUCCAUUCGAUAUUCGGGGCCUUCGUGUUCGGGUUAACCAUUCCAAAAGGCGGUGAUUUUGCGGACAGAUUGAUAGAGAGGAUCGAGGAUUUCAUUUCUGGUUUGCUUCUUCCGCUUUAUUUUGCUUCGAGUGGGUUGAAGACUGACGUGGCGAAAAUCAGAGGUGCGGAAGCAUGGGGGCUUCUGGUGCUGGUGAUAUCGACGGCGUGCACUGGCAAGAUACUGGGAACGUUCGCGGUGGCGUUACUGUGUAGGAUGCCGGCGAGAGAGGCUCUGACUUUGGGUUUGCUCAUGAACACCAAAGGACUGGUGGAGCUCAUCGUACUCAACAUUGGAAAAGAAAAAAAGGUUCUGAACGACGAGAUGUUCGCCAUCCUCGUCCUGAUGGCUCUGUUCACCACCUUCAUCACAACCCCAACAGUGAUGGUCAUCUACAAACCCGCUCGCGAUAUCUCCUCCCGCACCCACCGCAAGCUCGGCGACCUCACCUCUAACUCCAAGAACGACGUCUCAGACGAACUCCGUGUCCUCGCCUGCGUCCACGGUCCCGGCAACGUCCCUUCCAUUAUCAGCCUCAUCGAGUCCACUCGCAGCACCAAGAACUCCUCCCUCAAGCUCUUCAUCAUGCACCUCGUGGAGCUCACCGAACGCUCUUCCUCCAUCAUCCUAGCUCAACGUGCUCGCAGGAAUGGCUUCCCCUUCUUCAACCGCUACCACGGCGCCCACUGGCACGACCCGCUCUCUGGGGCUUUCCAGGCCUACAGCCAACUGGGCCGGGUCGCCGUCCGGCCCACGACCGCGAUCUCCUCUCUGACCACCAUGCACGAGGACGUAUGCCACGUGGCGGAGGAAAAGAGGGUCACCAUGAUUAUCCUGCCCUUCCACAAACAGUGGAGGAGGAUGGAGCGGGAGAAUGAGGACAAAGGAAGUCACGAGAUCAUGGAGAAUGUGGGCCAUGCGUGGAGAGUUGUCAACCAGAGAGUGAUGAGGAACGCGCCUUGCUCCGUGGCGGUGCUGGUGGACCGUGGAUUUGGGGACGGGUACCAAACUCCAGGCCCAAAUGUUACUGUGGCCCAAAAUGUUUGCGUCCUGUUCUUUGGCGGGCCCGAUGAUCGCGAGGCCCUGCAAUUGGGCUCAAGAAUGGCCGAACAUCCCGUGGUUAAGGUGACGGUGGUGAGGUUCGUUGAGGCCGAGAGGGAUGCCUCAAGAAGCACCGAACUCGUGGUCCGCCACUCCCCGAGGCCGAGGAACAUCAGCGACAAUAUCUACAGCUUCUCCACCGCCAAAAUGGACCGCCAGACGGAGCAGGAGAUGGAUGAGGCGGCUGUGGCAGAGUUCAGGAGCAAGUGGGAGGGAGUGGCGGUGUAUAUGGAGAAGGUGGGGAGAAACAUAGUGGAGGAAGUGAUGGCAAUAGGGAGAGGCGGUGGUUACGAUCUGAUAGUAGUGGGGAAGGGGAGGUUUCCGUCUAGGAUGGUGGCGGGGCUGGCGGAGAGGCAGGCGGAGCACGCAGAGUUGGGGCCGAUAGGGGACAUUCUGUCGUCGUCAGAGAACGGAGUGGAGGCAUCGGUGCUGGUGGUUCAGCAACAUGACGUGGCGCUCGCGGAGGAGGCCCCCGUGUCCAAGGGACACGCUGGCAAGUCCGACAACCAGGAGUCUUCCGGUGCCAGUACUGCCACGGAAUCCUCAGUGGCAAGCCACAAUAUAGUGUAAUGACUGUUGUGAAAUCUCGAAGUGUUGUGCUUGUAUCACAUUGUAUGUAUCAAUAUUGGAUCAUUUAUUUUAUUUUAUUUUUGACCAAAA